Cololabis saira (Pacific saury) is the source of this 1674-nucleotide messenger RNA. RefSeq names its product adrenoceptor beta 1 (gene adrb1). Gene Ontology annotation, cellular component: membrane. NCBI's taxonomy places the organism in Eukaryota, Metazoa, Chordata, Actinopteri, Beloniformes, Belonidae. The transcript has a single exon. Gene Ontology annotation, biological process: adenylate cyclase-activating adrenergic receptor signaling pathway; norepinephrine-epinephrine-mediated vasodilation involved in regulation of systemic arterial blood pressure; positive regulation of heart rate by epinephrine-norepinephrine. The record is from RefSeq and is a predicted model, not a curated record. The coding region runs from base 157 to 1359 and encodes 400 amino acids. Gene Ontology annotation, molecular function: beta1-adrenergic receptor activity.
CUGGAGAGCAGGACUGGAGAGCAGAGCAGCUCCACAUGGAGUUUGCGCACGCACGGACGGACGGAUUAAGACCUGCAGCAGCCCGCGGUUGCUGUGCGCUGCCUGGAUGAACCCGCCCCGGUCCCGGUCCCGGAGCCAGCAGCGCAGCAGCCGGUCAUGGGGGACGGCGGCGGCGCGUCCUCGCCGGCCAACCUCCUCCACCACAACCACAACCACAGCUCCGGGAGCUCCAAUCCAGCCGCGUCCGAGCAGUGGAUGGCGGGCAUGAGCCUGCUCAUGGGCUUGAUCGUGCUGUGCAUCGUGUUCGGGAACAUCCUGGUGAUCGUGGCCAUCGCCAGGACGCAGCGGCUGCAGACUCUCACCAACGUGUUCAUCGUGUCCCUGGCCAGCGCGGACCUCAUCAUGGGGCUGCUGGUGGUGCCGUUCGGGGCCGCGCUGGAGGUGCGCGGCUCCUGGCUCUACGGAUCCUUCUUCUGCGAGUUCUGGAUCUCCGUGGACGUGCUGUGCGUCACGGCCAGCAUAGAGACCCUGUGCGUCAUCGCCAUAGACAGGUACGUGGCCAUCACCUCGCCGUUCCGCUACCAGAGCCUGCUGACCAAAGCCCGGGCCAAGGCGGUGGUGUGCGUGGUGUGGGCCAUCUCCGGGCUGGUGUCCUUCCUGCCCAUCCUCAUGCACUGGUCCCGGGACAGCAUGGACACCGCCUGCUACGACGACCCGCAGUGCUGCGACUUUGUCACCAACAGGGCUUACGCCAUCUCCUCAUCCAUCAUCUCCUUUUACAUCCCCCUCCUGGUGAUGGUGUUCGUUUACGCGCGGGUGUACAGAGAGGCCAAAAAGCAGCUGAGGAAGAUCGACAAGUGCGAGGGGAGGUUUCACAACACCCUCACCGGCCUCACCUCCAAGUGCAAGAGAAAGCCGUCCAAGAUCCUGGCGCUGCGGGAGCAGAAGGCGCUGAAAACUCUGGGCAUCAUCAUGGGAACGUUCACCCUGUGCUGGCUGCCCUUCUUCAUCGUCAACGUGGUGCGGGUGUUCAGCGCGGAGCUGGUGGACAAGGACCUCUUCGUGUUCCUCAACUGGCUGGGUUACGUCAAUUCGGCUUUUAAUCCGGUGAUUUACUGCAGGAGUCCGGACUUCAGGAAGGCUUUCCAGCAGCUGCUGUGCUACCCGAGGCGAGCCGCCCGCCGGCUGCACGUCAGCUCAGGCUGCGACCUGUCGCGCUACUCGGGCGGGUUCGUGUCCGCGCUGGAGCCCGGCGCGCUGGAGAUGUGGUCGGACUGCGGCGGCAUGGUGAUGGACAACAGCAACAGCAGUCUGAUGAUGGGGACCGGGAAGCUGUCUCACUCGGAAUCACAGCUGUGAAGAAGAAGUAUAAAAAAAAAAGUGAAACAGAGAGCCCACAAAAAAAAAAAAGAAAGAAACGACGGGGAAUUUGUGCCAUCUCCAUGGAAAGCUGAUGUGCGCAUGGGGCAUAUUUUAGGUGUCUCCGUUGUUUUCUCCCACAUCAGUGAGCUGAAACACUAGGUCAACUAAAACUAAUUCUAGAUUGUAUCAGUAUUUUCUUUUUGUCCAGGGGCGUCAAUUGGGUAUGGCAAGGUAUGGCAGCCGCCACACCUUUGCUUCAAGGGUUAAAUGUAAAUGUUUGUUUUUUUAAAUACAUUUAUGGAAUAACUACAA